Messenger RNA from Microthlaspi erraticum, 1335 nucleotides. The record is from the annotation of a GenBank genome assembly. Lineage: Eukaryota; Viridiplantae; Streptophyta; Magnoliopsida; Brassicales; Brassicaceae.
AUGGCUACAUCAAUCUUCCAUGCCAUCCUAAAAAAUGACGAGGCCGCUUUCGAUAUCUUGGUCCAAGAACAGCCAUCUGUGUUGGAGAAAAGAGACAAGAAGAAUCAUGGAGAAUCGGUGUUGCACCUAGUCACGAGGGCAGGGCACAAGGAAUUCGCCAAGAAGAUAAUCGCGAUCUGCCCUUCCCUAGUAUAUUCCAAAGACGAUAAUGGUGACACUCCUCUCCAUGUGGCUGCUACCAAUGGACGCAAAAUAAUUUUGGUGCAGAUGUUAGAGUUUGGACUGAAGUCAGUGACGCCUGGACCAGAUAGUGACUCGGAGGAUGAAAUAGCAAAGGAACCCCCAAAGGAUGGCCUUAAACUUGCAGAGGUGAAGAACAACAAGGGCUUGACCCCUAUUCAUUUUGCGGCAAUCAGUGGUAUUGUCAAAAUCUUGAAAGUGUUUUGCCGGAAGACUCCCUCAUCUUUCAACAUACUCACAAUACCAAAGAACCAAACAGUCUUCCAUCUUGCUGUGAUAAACCAAAAUAUCGAAGCCUUCGAGUUCAUGGCAAAGAAAGUCGAACUAGUGAACCUCCUCCAUCAGCUGGAUAGCGAUGGCAACACAGUUCUUCACACUGCCGCCUCUGUCGGCAAUACUACUCUAAUGAAGUACAUUAUCAAUAAUACAAAAGUAGAUGCCAAGGCCAAGAACGCGGAUGGUUACACAGCGGCUCAACUUCUUAACAAAGAUAAUGCAAACUUCCCGAAACUAUCUACCUUAUUAACCUCUGGUAAAAAGACUCGCAAAGAGGAGGCACUGCAAACUGCGAGGAAUACAAUGAUUGUUGUCGCCAUCUUUAUUGCAACGCUUGCUUACGCAGCCGGGAUAAACCCUCCAGGUGGUGUCUAUCAAGAUGGAGACUCCAAAGGGACUGCGAUCGCGGGGAAAACAUUAGCAUAUAAGCUCUUCUCAGUAAGCAGUAGCAUCGCCUUGUAUACAUCAAUAGGUGUUGUCAUUCUUCUCGUGAGUCUUAUUUCUUUCGAGAUGAAACCACUCAAGAAGUUGUUGGUUGUUACAUAUACGAUGAUGUCAGUCGCUAUGGUUGCCAUGUCAGCUUCCUUUGUCUCUGCGGGAUGGGUCAUUGUACCUCAUUUUGAUCGAACCACUUGGUUACUCUAUACCACUAUUGGUAUUGCUGCCGUCAUGGUAGGAGGUGCAUAUGUUUAUCUAUGUUCAAAGCUUGCCAUAAUCAUCUUCAGGAAGAUAUAUCCGGAAAGAACACCUGAUGAGGAGGCUGCACCAAGAAAUGCUAUGGCCAGUACGCAUGUCGUAGAUAUCUCUAAUAUUAACUAA